Molecule: messenger RNA, 11929 nt
Organism: Taeniopygia guttata (zebra finch)
Lineage: Eukaryota; Metazoa; Chordata; Aves; Passeriformes; Estrildidae
Gene: ZZEF1
Product: zinc finger ZZ-type and EF-hand domain containing 1
Molecular function (GO): calcium ion binding; zinc ion binding
Source: RefSeq, a predicted model, not a curated record
GGGCCGGGCCGGGCCGGGCCGAGCCGGGCGGGGAGCGGCGGCGGCUGCGAGCGGCUCAUGGGGACGGCGGCGAGCCACAGCAGCGAGGAGGAGGAGGAGGGCGCCGAAGAAGGCAUGGAGGGGGCGGCGGGCGCGCCCCAAGCCGCGCCGCUGCUGCCGCCGGCCGAGGUGCUGCUGGAGCAGGCCCGGCUGCGGGAGGCCACGGCGCGGCUGCGGGAGGCGGCCCUGCCCGAGCCGCUGGUGUCGCGGCACCACAGCGCGCUGGUGCGAUGGCUGGAGGAGCGGCUGAGCCGCGGAGACGAGGCCGUGAGCCUGGAGCAGUUCUGCGAGGUGCUGGAGAGCGUGUCCCGGCUGGCGGCCGGCUCCCGCGGGGAGAGCGAGGAGGCCUUUGCACAAUUUGAUGCUGAAGGAGAUGGCACUGUAGAUGUGGAGAAUAUGCUGGAGGCUCUCAAGAAUUCUAGUGGAGCAAAUCUUCAGGGGGAGCUGAGCCAUGUAAUCAGGCAACUGCAAGCUUGUUCCCUGGUGCCAGGGUUUAUUGACAUAUUUUCUGAGUCAAAAGAGCGCCUGGGCCUUCACGCCUCGAUGAUCCUGAGAUUCUUGCACCGGAACCGCAUCUCCAGCACUGCCAUCCCUUACCCAGUGCUGGAGUACUUCAACAACAUCUGCACCAUGCGCUCCUCCGUGCUGAAGGAUUCUUUGGAUCGACUUCUCCUCAAAGAGAGAGAAUACCCCAGUGAUCUGAAUGGUAAUCAGGAGUCAGACAAGCUGAAAUCUGUCAUGAAGUGCUACACACACAUCGAAACCUCCUCCAAUUCCGCCGAUAUCGACAAGAUGACAAACGGAGAAACGUCCUCCUUCUGGCAGUCGGAUGGGAGCGCUCGAUCCCACUGGAUACGUUUAAAGAUGAAACCAGAUGUGGUUUUGAGACACCUGUCCAUUGCAGUGGCAGCUAAUGACCAGAGUUACAUGCCACAGCAAGUCACAGUGGCAGUGGGAAGGAAUGCCAGCAAUCUCCAGGAGGUCCGAGAUGUUCACAUUCCGAGCAAUAUCACUGGCUACGUAACACUGUUGGAAAACGCUAACAUUAGUCAGAUGUAUGUACAGAUAAACAUCAAGCGUUGCCUUAGUGAUGGGUGUGACACCAGGAUCCACGGGCUGCGGGCUGUGGGCUACCAGCGCGUGAAGAAGGUGGGAGUGUCCGUGUGCGAUGCCUCGGCCAUCUGGUACUGGUCCCUGCUGACCUCUCUGGUGACAGCUUCCAUGGAAACCAACCCAGCAUUUGUUCACACCAUUUUACAGAAUACUCAGAAAGCACUGCAGCAUAUGCCACCUCUAUCCCUAACACCAGGCUCCACAGAGUUUUCAAGCUUCUUAUCACCAAAUGUUUUGGAAGAAGUAGAUAGCUUCCUUAUCAGAAUAACAAGUUGUUGUACUACUCCAGAGGUGGAGCUGACACUCCUGGCCUUUGCCUUAGCCCGGGGGAGUGUUGCCAAAGUGCUGAGUUCCCUCUGUGCCAUCACUGAUCAUCUGGACACUCCAUACAAGGCUUCCUCCCUUAUCUCUUCCAUGGCAGCAGUCAGACAGAACCUGCUCUAUAAAUAUGGAAAGCCUUUACGACUCACUCUGCAAGCAUGUGAUGUAAAGGGAAAAGAAGAUAAAUCAGGGCCUGAAAACCUCCUUGUAGAGCCAUGGACUGGGGAUGGUUUUCUUACUGAAACUGGGAAAACCAGAGCAAGUAUCAUUCUUUCUACUGGAACUGAAUCUUCAUUUCAAGUGACACAAAUUAGAUUAAAGGUGCGGCGAGGCGCCAUUGGAGCGCAGUGCGGGCUGGUGUUUGCGUACAACAGUGCCUCAGAAAAGUUCCAUGCUGAGGAGCACUUCAAAAGGUUUGAGAGCUAUGACAAAUGGAAGCUGAGGGAAUUCAAGCAGUUUUUAAAAACCAGAAGCAGUUGCUCAUGUGAUGAUUUGGGAGAUGAUGAUCCUAUUGGCUGGUUUGAAGUAGAAGAAGAAUGGGAUGAAGUUGAUGUCAGAAUGCAGCAAUGCAGAGUUUCCCAAUACUUGAUGAUAAAGUUCUUGUGCACAAGACAAGACUCGGCAGAACGGCUCGGGGUCCAAGGGCUGAGCGUUCUGGGCUACCUGCGGCCCCUGCGGGAUGAGCCCUGCAGCACCAUGAGCUGCCUGCAGUGCAGGAAAACUGAGGAGGACACAGUCUGUGGCACAACCCUGCUCCUGAAGACACUUCACUUCAUCCAGCAGCUGGCGCAGGACCUGGUUCAGCAGAAGGAGAGUGGAUUAAAAUACAAGUCAUUUUUAGAUUUCACAGGCCUUGAUUUGCAGCUGUUCUGGAAUUUUUACAAUAAACUGCACCAAAACCCAAGGGAAGAAUGUAUCUUUGCUCAAACACUGCUGUUGCAGCUUCUCCAGAGCUGCUUCUCUGUACUUACUGGAGAUAAUAAAACUGCUAAACCUCAAGAAACUCCUCAGAGCAAAACAGCUGGUCACAUAGAAGCUGCAGAAGAGCUUUAUAGACAUUUGUGUGAAGUAGUGGAUAUGGGGGACAGUAACUUCAUGCCAAUGAAAAUGCUGAAAGAGGAAGUUAAGAACACCUUACUCAGUGGAGCAGCAGUUUUUUUCCCAGAUAGACAGACCAGGCGACACCAGCUCUUCACCAUGAUGAAAAACAUCACAGAGCAAGAACAUAAGCAAUCUGUACAUCUUGCCUUCAGAUCAUUGUGUACCCACUUCAGUGAUCAAGAUCCAGGUGGACUCUUAUUAUUACCAGAGAAAGGAGUUUCUGCAAAUUUUGACAUAAGUGAAAUAUUAUCAGUCAUGGACACCCUUCUGCUUGUGGCAGCAAGAGAGUGUGAAAUGAUGAUGCUGGAUGUUGCACAGCAAGAGAGUGGCACAGUCUUGUCUUCCUUAUUCUGGUCUGUUCAGGGCAGUCUCCUCUCCUGGUGCUAUCUGCAGCUUAAAGGCACUGAUAAUUCAGCCAAGGAUCUUGCAGUAGAAAUACUUAAAAAUUAUGUGGGCCAAUUCCUGUCAAAUAUCAGAACAAUUUUGCAGUCACUCUUAUCUCAAUAUAGUGGCAAAACAAUAGUUGAAAAAAUAAGUAGUUCUGUGUUUGCUAUGGCAACUCGUCAGCUGGUCAUCUUCUUGUUGGAUUUUUGCACUUUAGACAUUCCGUACUGUACUCUGCUACAGGGAUUCAGCACUUUGAUAGAACCACUGAAAAGCCUUUGUAGUGAACCUCAUAAGACAGACAUGGAAAGUUGGCAGCAGGAGCAGCCUGUAGUAUUGAGAACCUGGACAAUGGAAUCACCUCAUAACUAUGAAAAUAAUUGCCAUGAGGUCUCAGUCUUCCUGUGUCAUGGGGCAACUUACUUUGAGGUGGAAUUUGAUGAAAAAUGUGAAACUGAAAGGAGGUAUGAUUACCUGGAGUUUACUGAUGCCAGAGGGGCAAAAACUCGUUACGAUACAAAGGUUGGCACUGAGAAAUGGCCUAAGAAAGUGACCUUUAAGGCUGGCCCACGGCUGCAGUUUCUCUUUCACUCUGACAGCAGUAAUAAUGAGUGGGGCUACAAGUUUUCCGUCACUGCUUACGGCCUCCCAGACGUUGCCGUGUCUUGGGGCUUGGAUUUACAGCUGCUUGUCUCCCGGCUGAUGGGGCGCUUGGCUUCCCGGAGCAUGGCCCUCAAAUCCCUGCGAGAAUUAGGUAGUGAAGCAGACUUGCCUCCUUUGAAAGUAACCUCGGUUCUUAAUUCUCCUCUGUGGAAACCUGUCUUCAGGCAUCAGCUGUGUCCUGAGGCACUCCCGGGAGCCAGGCAAACCAGUGCCAAGCACCAAGACAAAAACGAGGCUCGGAGCUCUCCCCACGACGUCUGCCGUAACUUUCUUACCGACUUUGCAAAAUCAGAUCCUGCCCAGGACUUCAGUGGGCAAAAAUCUGAACUUUUCAAAGGACUUAUACAGGCAUGUAAAAAACAGACCCCAAAGACAGAUAUAGUUGCUGGUCCUACUGUUGAUCAAGCUGUGAACUCAACAUUUGCUGCUUUGGUGUAUCUCACUCCAGAUUUAUUUGAGAAGCUUCAAAAAUAUGUCAACAGUGGCGGCAAGGUGCCUUUGAGUGAUGAGUUUGCACAAGUAUAUUCCCUGGCUGAUUCCAUUAGAAUAUGGAUGUUGGAAAUGAAGCAGAAAUCACUGAUGGGGAGGGGAAAUGAUGCUGAGGAGAAGCAGAACACAGAAGCAAGUGAGAUGAACCCAGAAACUCUCGCAAAACUCUGUGUGCAGAAGAGCCUUUUGUUACUGAAUUUUUUGCCCAUAAGAGCAAAAACAAAAGAUUCUGCCUCAGACAGUUUGGAAGCCCAAGACAUGGAUGAUCCCCAGCAGUAUGUGAGUGAUCAAUGCCAAAGACAAGGAUCAGCUGUGGACAUGGACUUCCAGGCAGCACCGUCUGUGUCGUCCAGUGCAGGAAUUCACCCUGUUUCAAAAGAGAGGGGUCAAGCAUCACAGUCUGAUCCAAAAGUUAAACAAAUUCCAGACCUCCACCAAGCAGAAGCUGCAGCUGCAUGUCAUAGUAAACCUGUUGAGAAUACAGUUUCACAGCAGGAAGAUGUGUCAUCCCCUCCUUCCACUCCUACCCGGAAGUCUCAGCUCAGCCGUGGAAGACUGAGGCUGCUGUCCUUCAGAUCAAUGGAAGAGCCAAAACCUGUGCCUACUGUGAAGGAAAAAUAUCCUAUUUUGAAGAACAUAUUAGACUUUAUUAAGGAUCAAUCACUUUCACAUGAAAGUGUUUUAAAGGUUCUUGCUUUGAGAAAAUCCCAAGGACAGAGUAUUAUGGAAGUGCUGAAGACCAUCCGCCAGUGCCUGGACUCGCUUGGACAGCCGCACUGCUUUCACCCACCCUGUGUACUUUUUCUCCUAGAACUUCUAGCCUGUCAGAAAGAUUUUACAAACUACUUUGGAAACUUGGAAGGCUGUGGUGCUGAGCUACACAAAGAGAUUCGAGAGUCAUACUAUCAGCUUGUUUUGUUCCUGGUAAAUUCUGUGAAAGGAUUUAGUACAAUUAAUGACAGGUCGUUGCUUCCUGCCUUAUCCUGUGUGCAGACAGCUCUCCUGCACCUCUUGGAUAUGAGCUGGGAGCCCAGUGAUCUUUCCUUCUUUGUUGAGAUCCAGCUGCCACAUCUCCUCAUGACAACAUCACAGGAGAACAUCAGUAUCCAUGACAGUGUCAUUUGUCAGUGGAGUGAAGAAGAUGAAAUUGCAGACUACAAGCAAAACUGUGAAUGGAUGGAUGAAUGUCAGGAUGUAAUGUUUGAGACCUGGUAUGAAAAGAUAGCUCAAGCUGACCCAGAGAAGCAGAGAAAGAUGCACAUGUUUGUUGCUCGUUACUGUGACCUGUUGAACGUGGACAUUUCCUGUGAUGGCUGUGAUGAAAUCGCGCCGUGGCAUCGCUACCGCUGUCUGCAGUGCAACGACAUGGAUCUGUGUAAAACUUGUUUCCUUGGUGGAGUUAAACCUGAAGGGCACGAGGACGACCACGAAAUGGUGAACAUGGAAUACGCCUGUGAUCACUGCCAAGGAGUUAUCAUAGGUCGGAGAAUGAACUGCAAUGUUUGUGAUGACUUUGACCUUUGCUAUGGAUGCUAUCAUGCAAAGAAAUACUCUGACAGCCACCUGCCCACCCACAGCAUCACGGUGUAUCCCAUGGUGACCAUCCGCAUCAGUGACCGCCAGCGCCUCAUCCAGCCCUACGUCCACAACUACUCCUGGCUGCUCUUUGCUGCCCUGACCCUCUACAGUGCAGAUCUGGCAAAUGGGGAGGAAGUAGAAGGAGAGAAGCUGGAUCCCCAGGUCGUCAGUCAUGCCAGAGUCCUGCAGCAUCAGUGCAUUCAGCUCAUUGGGGACUGCCUGAUGAAAGCACAGCAUGGAAAAGGACUGAAAAAUUUAGCUCUCCUCUGCAUGUUACCAGAAGAUGAGUCCAUCUCAGAGAAUUGCAGUGUUUCAGGCAGUCCUCCCACAGACAGUGCUCCAAAAAGUCAUCCUGGUGAUAGAGCAGGGAAGGGAAGAGAUGAGAAACGCAGCACAGGCUCUUUGCUGCAUCGCAGUGGAAAAAGAGAUACUCGCAAGGAAAUCCAGUCUCCUGCAGAAGAUAGAGUAGGAAAACAAGAAAUUGAAAUCAAAGCUGUCUCUGCAAAGGAAGCUGUUGUGAGACAAGAUUCAGGCUUGUCUGUGGAUGGGAAUGUUCCUGCAACAGGUGACUCCGUCUUGGAGGAUUCAACCCAAAAACCAACAGAGAAGGUUUUAAUACCUAGCCAGGAGCAAGUUUUUGCUGAAUGCUCUCAGAAGAGGAUUUUGGGGUUGCUGGCAGCUAUGUUACCACCUUUCAAAUCAGGGUUCACAAUGUCUCUGAUCAACCUGGAACAAAUACUUCCACUGAUGUUUCAUGUUGUAAUCUCAAAUGCUGGCCACCUGAAUGAAACUUAUCAUUUAACCUUGGGACUCCUGGGCCAGUUAAUCCUCAGGCUUAUGCCUGCAGAAGUGGAUGCUGCUGUGACUAAAAUCCUUUCAGCCAAACAUAAUUUGUUUGUACCAGGAGAUGGGUCUACAGUGCCAGAAGGAUGGAAGACAACUCAUCUUCUGUUCAGUCUGGGAGCUGUGUGUUUAGACAGCCGUGUGGGGCUGGACUGGGCGAGCUCCAUGGCAGACAUCCUGCGCUCCCUGAACUCCUCUGCGCAGUGGCACCCUGUCAUUGCUGCUUUCACUGACCACUGCAUCAAGCAGCUGCCCUUCCAGCUAAAGCACACCAACAUCUUCACUUUGUUGGUGCUGGUUGGCUUUCCUGAGGUGCUGUGCAUGGGCACUCGUUCUGUGUACAUGGACAAUGCUAAUGAGCCUCAUAAUGUGAUUAUCCUGAAGCACUUCACUGAGAAAAACAGGGCAGUGGUUGUAGACAUCAAAACCCGAAAGAGAAAAACAGUGAAAGACUAUCAGUUGAUUCAGAAAUGUGGGCAAGAAGGCAGUGAUUCCCACACCCAGCUGAGACAGUACCUGCAGCACUUUGUCCUCAUCUCCACCCACCUCCUGCAGACCAGCAUGGACAGUAGCUAUGCUGAGGCAGUGGAAACAACUUGGGUCUUGUCACUGGCUCUGAAGGGGCUUUACAGAACUCUGAAGAUUCAUGGCUUUAAGGAGAUCCAGUCUGCCUUCCUUCAGUCUGGUUUACUCAAACUUCUAGUGAAGAAGUGUAGCAAAGGAACUGGCUUCAGUAAGACUUGGCUUCUCCGAGACCUGGAGAUUUUGUCAAUAAUGCUGUAUUCCUCAAAGCAAGAUAUCAGUUCCCUGGCUGAACAGGAGGAUACUGAACUGGAAGACAGGGAACAAGAUCAAGAUGUGGAGCAGCCUGUUGUUGGUCCUGUUGACUUAGAGCAGAACAAACUUGAUCCUCUGGAGGGCCUGGAUGAAGCCACCAAAAUAUGCUUCCUGAUGACACACGAUGCACUUAAUGCACCUCUCCACAUUCUUCGAGCCAUGUAUGAGCUGCAGAUGAAAAGAACAGAAUCUUUUUUCCUGGAAGUUCAAAAGAGGUUUGAUGGGGAUGUGAUCACAACGGAUGAGAGGAUCCGGACGCUGGCUCAGAAGUGGCAGCCCAGCAAACGCCUGAGGCUGGAGGAGCAGAGCUGCAAGGCAGUGGAUACAGAUAUGAUCAUCUUACCCUGUUUGUCAAAGCCUGUACUCUGCGAUAAAGCAACAGAAGAAACCAACCCUGUUGCCCAGAAACUCAUCACCAACACAGAGAGUGACCUGCAGCUCAGCUAUGCCAAGCAGCGACGCACCAAGAGCUCCAUUCUCCUGCACAAGGAGCUGGACUCCAGGAGUAAAAAGGCUGUCAGGGACUACCUGUAUCGUGUCAAUGAGGCAAUUGCAGUUCUGUAUGCCAGGCAUGUGCUGGCAUCCUUGUUAGCUGAGUGGCCUGAUGAUGUGGCAAUAAAUGAGGAAAUCCUAGAUCUCAGUGGCCCAGCCCAUAUGACAUACAUCCUGGACAUGCUGAUGCAGCUAGAGGAGAAGCAACUAUGGGAAAAAAUUCUGCAGAAAGUGCUGCAUGGGUGCAAGGAGAGCAUGCUGGGGACCAUGGCCCUGACAGCCUGUCAGUUCAUGGAGGAGCCAGGGAUGGCCGUGCAGAUGCGAGAGUCUCGGCAUCCUUACAACAACAACACCAACUUCGAGGAUAAAGUUCACAUUCCUGGUGCUAUCUACCUCUCCAUCAAGUUUGACUCUCAGUGUAACACCGAGGAGGGCUGUGAUGAGCUGCUCAUGUCCAGCAGCAGUGACUUCCAGCAGGACCGGCACAGCUUCAGUGGCUCUCCACAGAAAUGGACUGACUUCGAGCUUCCAGGAGACACGCUCUACUACCGAUUUACUUCUGACAUGAGCAACACUGAGUGGGGUUAUAAGUUUACAGUGACAGCAGGUCAUCUGGGAAGGUUUCAGACAGGGUUUGAAAUUCUAAAGCAGAUGCUGUCUGAGGAAAGGGUAAUUCCUCACCUUCCUCUGGCCAAGAUCUGGGAGUGGCAGGUGGGGGUGGCGUGUCGCCAGACGGGUCACCAGCGCCUCAAGGCCAUCCACCUGCUCCUGAAGAUCGUGCAGUGCAGCAGCCAGGGGGACUGUGACCUCACCUUAUUGAAGCCACUUUGGCAGCUCUUCACCCACAUGGAAAACAACUCAUGUCACGACUCAGCCAAGCCCGGUAUCCUCCUUCCUCUUCAUCGUGCACUGGCAGAACUCUUCUUUGUCACAGAAAACAGAGUUACUGAGCUUGGAUCUCUACAGGAGUAUUUGCUUGCCUUAAAUACUGAAGAUCAUCUUCAUCACUGCACAGCACAGGCCCUGAAAAACAUUGCUGCUAUCAGCCUUGCCAUUAACUAUCCAAACAAAUCAACAAGUUUCUGGAAUGUUUAAUACUGGCUCAGGCCGGAGUGCAUGGGAUAGAGUAGUUUGUCCAUUGGACAUGGGAACAAACAUCUUAACUCCAUUCAGGAGAAGUUCCUUCAGCUUCAGUGUAUGAGCACUCUGCAGCCUUCCUUCCUUCCACCUUGAUGUAGAAUUUGUAAAAGUAACAGCGCACUUCAACGAAAAAGCACAUCCUGAAGUAACUCAUGCGUCGCCUACAGUUAUGUAUGCACAUAUUGUAGCAUGUUAGAGUAAACAGAACAAUAUUGUUUUUUAUUCAGAGGAAGCAAAGUAAAGAAGGUAGCUGAAGUGUGAGAAUGGAAGGCCCCCACGUUUGUAUCAUCUGCUCCUGAGGAAACUUGAUCCAUGAAACGUGUCAGCUUGGGAAAAUAGUGCUGAACUCGGGGUGAUGCCUUCAGCAGCAUCUGUUGUACAUCUUCAGAGUGAAACAGGCAAACCACAGUCUGGUGGCUGCUGCAGCAAUGGUCCACACUUGAAUCCUGUCAUUUUUGCUUUGGAGGCUACUUCCCAAGGAAAAUGAUUUAAAUUCUUACUAAACUACAGGUUGUAAAACAAAUUGUGGGUGAUUUGCAAAGCAAUUGAAGGAUUCCAGUUUCACAGCAUCCUCGGGCAAGAGCUUUAUGUUUCUCCUGUUUUUUGGGUCACCUGUUCUUUCCUUGCUUUAUCUCCAAUGCAUUAUUCCAAAUAGCCCAUUAUUAUAGUGCAGAGAGCAAAGGCUGGCCUUCAGUCACAAGGCACUGGUGAUAUGGAGACUUGAAGAACUUACCUAUUUCUGAAAAAUCACAUAUUUACAAGAAAUCAUGAGAAGAAAUUUUUUUCCUUCAGUUACUUUGAUAUUAGUGGCUUAGGAGGUCCUUGGCAAUGUUGGGAUCUCAGACUCCCAGCACUCAGGGUGGGGUUAAUGAUCAAUCCACUCUUAUUUUACAGAGCAAUAACCACAUUUCUCUUAGUGAACAUGGAACGAAUUGCAGAUCUUCUGUGCUGCAAUAAAUUGGCUUUCUUCCUGCACAGCUAUAUUGGUUAUUCCCUUUCCAAAGAGCUAAAAAGAAUACAGAAAGAUUUGGGGGUGUAUUUUGUGUACCACUGCACAGUUUGUAGAGCUGGUGUUGUCAAUUAUAAAUUCAGAUUACUUUUAAUGCUAAAUAUUUUCUUUUUUGCUUCUUCACCCCAACACUGGAGAAUAGAAAAAAAAAAAGCAGCCAAAAGCUCUAAUAGUAAUUGAAUGUAAGUUGUGUGAAGCAGUGGCUCUGUCAGAAGGAAAUGUAUUUAUUGACCCUGCUUGUCCAAAAUGUGAGUGGUGUCCAAAUACCAGUGCACAGGAGCCCUGCUUUGGGGAGUGUCCUCUGAACUGAUGGUCUUCUCAGCUGGGGCUGGAGUGUCAGGGUGGCCCAAUCUCCCUCUGAGAGGGAAGCAUGCAGUAAUACAUCCCUUGGAUUUUUUUUUUUUUUUUAUGGCCUCUUGUGCUGUAAAGUUUUGUUUUGAUUUCUGUUCAGCCAAGUGAGUGCACAGCGAGUGCUUGAAUCAGAAUGGGAUUAUUCUGCUUGAAAGACUUAAAACUGAAGACCAAGUAGCACCAUGCUUUCAGGGAUGGAGUGGCUCUCUUAGCAAAGGAGAAUGCCAGGGUUCAGGAAAAGUGUAGUAUAUUGUGAAAGACUGAGAGGAAGCAGAGAGAUGCUGCUCUGAAAGCCCUCCUUGAGCAUCAUGAGUUGAUUUCCUUAAAGACAUCAGGAUGGGAAGGGAAUUAUCAAGGUUGUGGUGUACCUUUAAUGCACAGAUCAUGCUGUUCCCACACAAGGUAUUUGAGUUUGCAGCCUCCCUGCUGGGCUGGCAGAGAUCCCUGGGGAGCCAAGUGCUUCACACCUUCUCAUUGCUGAACAGAUCCUGGGCAGAGGGAGCUGCUCCAGCAGAAGGAGAUGUUCCUAAACUGAUGUUAGGGAGUCAGGUGGAUGGGGCAGGUGAGCACUUGGGAAUUGCUUCUCUGGAGCAGGAGGAUUUCCUCUUCACUGCCUCUGUGGGCAUCCAUGGCUGAGGAAUCACAGAUCUGCACUGGGCUGCUGUGCUGAGCUGUGCAGCUGCUGACAUCAGCCCUGUCAGUCAAAGAAGGAUUUUUCUUUUCUCACAUCAGGGAUGAAGACUGUAAAUAAACCAUUCAUAGAAUCUGUCACAGCUCUGUCACAGUCACGUUUUUUUUCUGUUGGACUGUCCUUUUGCUUUCUGGAUGAAGACAUGAGGCUGCAAGGAUGACACAGGAGUGGCCAGAAUUCCUUGCUAGGCAUUACCACUCAACUUACUCUACCAGCAGUGACUGGCCUCGUGAGUCAGUCAUCUUGCCCUGAAGGAACUGUCUAGGAACAGUGUCCACUAAAUAUAAUUUCUACCCACUAGAUGGAACUGAAGGACUGUGACCUGAGUUGACACUGAAUCUGUUGCUGCCUUAUAACUCAAAUCAUUAAUUAUGGAUUUUUUAACAGACAAGAAACACUGAUUAUUUUUUUUCCUUCUGGUAGCGCUAAAGAAAAAGGAAUAGAAUACCAAUAAUGAAUAUUCAUGAUCAAUCACGUUUUGAAAAUUAUGCAGAAGUUCUAAGUGGAUGUGAAUGAUGCUAUUGAAUUGUAUAAAACUGUCUGGAAAACAGGUAUGAUGAAAAAAAAUGUGCCUAAUAUAAGAAAAACUAAAAAAUUUGUCCUGCCUGAAUCACCUAUGAUGUGUUUAAAACAAAUCAUAUUGUUCCUAAUGAUACAUUUGACUUGCUUUCAUUAAACACUUAAAAACAAGAGUUUUAUAAUUUCUUUUCUUACAGGUUUACUACUUUGCAAUUUUUAUCAGUUGUUUAAAAUAUAUCAGACCUUUAGAUUUAUUCCAGUUCAGUUCAACAUGUAAAAAGAAAGCUACAGAUGUGGGUAAAAUAUGCAAAUGAAGAGAAAUAUAUUGUAAAAAUUCUAUAAAAUCAAAAAAAGUACAA